Alligator sinensis (Chinese alligator) is the source of this 2741-nucleotide messenger RNA. RefSeq names its product nuclear receptor subfamily 1 group D member 1 (gene NR1D1). Lineage: Eukaryota; Metazoa; Chordata; Crocodylia; Alligatoridae. Gene Ontology annotation, biological process: hormone-mediated signaling pathway; cell differentiation; negative regulation of transcription by RNA polymerase II. Gene Ontology annotation, molecular function: nuclear receptor activity; RNA polymerase II cis-regulatory region sequence-specific DNA binding; zinc ion binding. The transcript is spliced from 9 exons. The coding region runs from base 604 to 2517 and encodes 637 amino acids. The record is from RefSeq and is a predicted model, not a curated record.
AGCCACACAGACAAGGGAUUGAGGUCAGAGCCCAGGGAACUACAAGUCCCGCCAGGCAGCGGGCUGGGCAAGCGCCUUGGCUCGCCUGUCCGUGAGCCGGGUGCUUGCAGAAAGUGUGUCACUGGGGCACGAGGCUCUCCCUGGGAAUCACAUGGUGGAUGCUCCCGAGCCGCGUGCUGGAGACUGCGCAGCUGCAGCGAGACCCAAGCAAAGAGGCUGCCGCUGGAGAGCCCUGGCACAGUCCAGGAUUGCAGGGCGGAGAGAGGCAGCGCCGCACAGGGCUCCCGUCUGCUGCAUGCACCGGCUCAGCCCCUGCCAGCAGCCACCACCCCCCGCCGGGCUCUGAUUAGGUGCCAAGCGAGGAUCGCGGGCAUCCUCCCCGCCAGUGCAAGGGUUGCACAGCAGCGCCGGGCUCCACCUGCCCCCGGCCAGGUGCUCCGAGCGGGAGCUCGUCGCAGCCUCCGCUGCCCCCCUCCGCCAGCUGGGCUUGAAUGCGAGCGGGCCGCUGAAGGAUGGCAGCCACGGACACUAACAACAACACAGUGGCCUGAGUGACCCCAGAUCCCCCUAGGAGUCUACCUUCCCCCUGCAGUGCUGCUGAGCAUGACAGCCGCUCCCAUCCCUUGGAUAAACAAAGGUGCUUUGGUCAAGCACCAGCUUUCCAGGAUGGGGCUCCUGGCUCCCAUCCUGUGUAUUGGCCUCCAGAUCCUUGGUGGUGUGAUCAGCUAUGUGGGCUCCAGUGGCUCCUCCCCCAGCCGCACCAGUCCUGUCUCCCUGUGCAGUGACAGCUCCAACGGCAGCUUCCAGUGUGGCUCGCAGGCUUUCCCCUCCUACUUCCCACCCUCGCCCACUGGCUCCCUGAUCCAGGACACGAGGCCGUAUGGCGGGGGAGUGCUGGGCUCCCGGGAGGAUGGUUCCCCUUCCUCAUCCUCCUCGUCCUCCUCUUCCUCGUAUGGCUCUUCUGGGACCUCCCCUGGGGGCCUGCAGGUCGCCAUGGAUGAUGGCAGGCGCAUCUCUCCUAGCAAGACCACCAGCAGCAUCACAAAGCUGAACGGGAUGGUCCUGCUUUGCAAAGUGUGCGGAGAUGUUGCCUCCGGGUUCCACUAUGGGGUCCAUGCCUGUGAGGGCUGCAAGGGUUUCUUCCGCCGCAGCAUCCAGCAGAACAUCCAGUACAAGAAGUGCCUGAAGAAUGAGAACUGCUCCAUUGUCCGGAUCAACCGGAACCGGUGUCAGCAGUGCCGCUUCAAGAAGUGUCUCCUGGUCGGCAUGUCCCGUGACGCUGUGCGCUUUGGGCGCAUCCCCAAGCGCGAGAAGCAGCGAAUGCUGGCAGAGAUGCAGAGUGCCAUGAACAACAUGGCCAACAACCAACUGACCGGGCAGUGCCUGCCCGAUGGCUCCCCUGCAGGGCACCCCCAGCCCACCAACCCCCUGCCCUGCCAUCAGCCCCAGCCACAGCUCCCCGCCUCCCCCCAGCAGCAGCAGCCGCUGCUGCCGCAGCCCUGCUUCUCCCAGUUCCCACAGCAGCUGACACCCCCACGCUCCCCCAGCCCCGGGGACGCCAUGGAGGACGUCAUAUCGCAGGUGGCUAAGGCACACAAGGAAAUCUUCGUUUACGCUCAUGACAAGCUGGGCACAACUCCGGCCCCUGCCCGGGACAAUGACGCCCUCAACCGGGAGAACGACCGUUGCUCCAAUGGGUACCACGCCAGUGGUCUCUAUCGCCACGACAACAACAACCUACCCCACCCCGACACCCCUCGUUUCUCCACCUGGCAUGCCAGCACCCCCAGUGCUUGCCACCAGAACAACAUGAAUGGGCAUCGCCUCUGCCCCUCCGCCUACCCCUCCUCUGCCCAGGAGGCCGAGACGCUGGCCGGCCAGGGCAGCCGGUGGCAGAGAGGCACCAAGGACAUCCUGCCGGCUUGCCCCAUGAACAUGCACCCAUCUGGCCGGAGUGGCCGCACAGUGCAGGAGAUCUGGGAAGAUUUCUCCCUCAGCUUCACACCCGCUGUCCGGGAGGUGGUGGAGUUUGCCAAGCACAUCCCAGGCUUCCAGGAUCUGUCGCAGCAUGACCAAGUCGCCCUCCUCAAAGCCGGCACCUUCGAGGUGCUGAUGGUGCGUUUUGCCUCGCUGUUCAACGUGAAGGAGCAAACGGUGACCUUCAUGAGCCGGACAAAGUACAGCCUGGAGGAGCUGUGGGGCAUGGGCAUGGGUGACCUGCUCAACUCCAUGUUUGAGUUCAGCGAGAAGCUCAGCGCCCUGGAGCUCACCGAUGAGGAGCUGGGCCUCUUCACUGCUGUUGUGCUCGUCUCUGCUGACCGCUCCGGCAUGGAGGACACGGCGCUGGUGGAGCAGCUGCAGGAGACACUGAUCCGUGCCCUGCGUGCCCUGAUUCUGAAGAACCGCCCCACAGAGACAUCGCGUUUCACCAAGCUGCUGCUCAAGCUGCCUGACCUGCGCACCCUCAACAACCUGCACUCUGAGAAGUUGCUCUCCUUUCGCAUUGAUGCCCAGUAGGGCCCCUGCCCUCCCCCCAGCCCCUGAGGGACACCAGCCAGACUAUACCACAACUAAACUGACUGCUCCUCGAGGACACGGACCCCCGCGCCCCCUCCCCACCCUCCCUCCCCGGGCCGAGGGUCCCUCUGUAAAUACUGACCUGUGUAUAUGGGAGUUGUGGAUCUCACACCGCUGCCCUGUGGAGGCCCGGAGCCCCGCAGGGAAUAAUAUAUUUAAAGCAA